UGGCAGCACUCGUGCGACGGGCUCGUGUGACGGGGUCUCGCGCGAUGGCCUCGUACCACGGGGCGCUCGUGCGGCAGGGCCUUGUAGGACAGGGGCCUCGUGCAAGAGGCCUGGUGGGACAGGGGCUUGCACCGCGGCAGCCUCGGGGCCGGGGGCCGCACUGCGGAGGCCUGGCCCUGGCUCCAGAAGAGGGGCGGGAGCUGCGAGAGGCUAGGCUGCUUUUACAGCCCUGAGCAGGGGAGUCACUGCAGGGGGGAACCACAGCCCGAAUAUUAGCAGCAUUACGGUGCCCCAGGACCCGCCCUGGGGUGUGGGGGGGCCACAGCAGGGACCUCGCCCUGGCCCGCUGGAGCGGGCUGCUCUGCUCCUGAAGGGCCUGGGGUGCUCCGUAGGGGUGCAUGGGCUGGGGGCUCAAGGAUGGCCCCGGGGGUGCGAGCCGUGGUUGUGCAGCUCCUGGCGCGCAGCGGGGUGCCCCGGACCCCCGGGGGUUCCCAGCCCCUUGGAUCGGAGCCAGAGCAGGGGCUGGGGCCAGGCCUGGUGCGGGGCGGGGGCACCAAGUGCCUGGAAAGUCCCUGGCCCAGGCAAGGCACAUCCCAGCCCGAGGUCCCGGCGAGGACACGGAGGAGGACACGGAGGCAGCAAAGCAGAGGCCAGGUUGGGGGCAGGCAGAGAAUGUGUGUGUGUGUGUGUGGGGUGGGGGGGCGGCACGUGUGCGUGCCCAAGUGCAGGGGCUGUGUGUGUUUGGAGCUGGGGGAGGCUGCGUGUGUCACAGCAGGUGUGUGGGAGGCUGUAUGGGGCAGCGCUGCGUGCGAUGCGGCCACACACGUGUGCAGGUCCGGGCCAGCUUGCACGUGUGGUGGCUGCCUGCACACAUGUGCAUGUGCACACGUCCUUGUGCCCCCCUGUGCACCGGCCUCUCCCUGCUGAGUGCUGAUGUCAGCGCGCGCGGCCGGCCCCCACCCUGCCCCGUCCCUGGCAGGCCCUGGCGCUGACGCCAACCCGAGGUCCAGCCCCGGGAGUGGGCCGGAGCCGAACUGCAUCCUGCCUGGCUCAGGGCCGAUGCUGGCGGUGUCAUUGGUGUCACGAACCCCACGGGGCUCAGCCUGCCCUCUCCCCUGGCUCCUCGGGCUCCCUUGGCCUGCCUGGGUCCACUGCGGGGCAUGCAGCCUGCCUGGGCCAGCCCCAGGCGACUGCGGACCCCGGACCCUGGCAGGCCCUGGGCCAUGGCAAUGACCUCAGCGCCACGGGAAGGAGCUAUUGUGCGUCAGGAAGCCCCGUCCUGCCGCGGGCCGGCCCUGCCUCAUUGUUUCCAGCUGCACGUCCGAUCCCACGGGCAGGCAGGCGCUGGCCAGCAGGACCCCGCUCCCCUGCUGACAGGGCGAGGGGCUGCCCAGGCCGGCCACAGCCGGGCCAUGAAGCCGCGGGACACGCUGGAUGUGCUGUUUCGGGUGCUGGGGCGGAGGGGCAGUGCCCGGGCGCCAGGCACGUGCAGGCCAGGGAAGGGGCCAGAGCCGCACAGCUUCCGCGAGAAGGUGUUCAAGAAGAAGCACCGGGCCUGCGCCGCCUGCAAGGAGCCCGUCGAGGCCCAGGGGCUGAUCUGCAAAGUGUGUAAGAUUGCCAGCCACCGGAAAUGCGAAGCCAAGGUGACAUCGUCCUGCCAGCCGGCGCCCCCUCCUGAGCUGAGGAGGAACACGGCUCCGGCGCGGCGCAUCGAGCACUUGGGCUCCACUAAGUCCCUAAACACGGGGAAGCAGCGGAGUACCCUGCCCAGGAGCUUCAGCCUGGACCAAGUGAUGGAGCGCGCCUACGACCUGGACCUGACGUACAUCACCGAGCGCAUCAUCUCCGUCUUCUUCCCCCCGGGGCUGGAGGAGCAGCGCUACCGCGGCCACCUCCGCGAGGUGGCCCAGAUGCUCAAGUCCAAGCAUGAGGACAAGUACACGCUCUUCAACCUGUCGGAGAAGCGCCACGACAUCGCCCGCCUGAACCCCAAGGUGCAGGAGUUUGGCUGGCCGGAUGGGCACGCGCCCCCCCUGGACAGGAUCUGCUCCAUCUGCAAGGCCAUGGAGAGCUGGCUGCACGCGCACCCCCAGCACGUCGCUGUGCUGCACUGCAAGGGGAACAAAGGCAAGACAGGCGUCAUCGUGGCGGCCUACAUGCACUACAGCAAAAUCUCCGCCAGCCCAGACCAGGCGCUGAGCACGCUAGCCAUGCGCAAGUUCUGCGAGGACAAGGUGUCCGCAGCCCUGCAGCCCUCACAGAGGAGGUACAUCAACUACUUCAGCGGGCUGCUCUCGGGCGCCAUCAAGAUGAACAGCCACACGCUGUUCCUGCACCACGUCCGCGUGCCCGCCCUGCCCGCCUUCGAGGCCCGUGGAGGAUACCAGCCCUUCCUGAAGAUCUACCAGUCCAUGCAGCUUGAGCGGCUGACUCUAGGUAGCCUGACUGGCCCUGGCACCCAGAAGCUCUGCAUCACCUUGGAGCCAGCCCUGCUGCUGAAAGGGGACGUGAUGGUGAAGUGCUACCACAGGCAGAGCCACGGGGCUGAGCGGGACGUGGUUUUCCGGGUGCAGUUCCACACCUGCACCGUCCACGGCUCCCAGCUCUGGUUCAGCAAGGACGAGCUCGACGAGGCCUGGACAGACGAGCGGUUCCCCUUCGAGGCCAGCGUGGAGUUCAUCUUCUCCUCGGGCCCCGAGAAGAUCAAAGGCUGGGAGGCAGUGGGCAACGGCCCCGGCGUCAGCGUAGACUACAACAUCAGUGAACCAGCCGUGCGCUGGGACUCGUACGAGAGCUUCAACGUGCACCACGAGGACAGCCUGGAAGACCUGUCGCACACGCAAGGGCCCCUGGACGGCAGCCUGUACGCACGGGUACAGAAGAAGCGGAGCCUGCCAGGUCCCGUGGGCAGUGCCAGCCCUGAGUCACCCCCACUGGCACGUGGCCUCCUGUCCGUGAGCAGCGACUCGGGCCACUCAUCCAUGUUGACGGAGCGGGCAGACGAGGCCACGCCACCCGCCCGCGCCCUGCCAACACCCGCUGAGCGUGAGGAGCUUGACCGCCUCCUGGACGGCUUCGGCGUGCCGUCCCCCCGGGCUGAGCCGGAUUGUCUCCCCGGCAAUGGUGCCCGGACCCGGGAAACAGCCAUCUUGGAUGACGAGGCCACGCCGGGGCCCUACCCCAUGCGGCGCCGUGGCCUGGCUCGCCACUGCUCCUGCCACGCCGGCUACCUGGGCACUGCCAGCCCCGAGAGGCCACCCACCAGCAUCGGCUACAGGCCCGAGGGCACCCUGGAGCGCCGGCGUCCAGCUUACAGCGCCAACGGGCUCCCCCUGCGCCCCGACGGCUUUGAGCUGCCCCAGCCUGGCUCAGCCUCCCCCGACGGCACCCACGGCUACGAGCCCCCGGGCAUGGAGCCCGGCGAUGGAUACCUGCGACCUGGCUCCAUGCACCCUGAGCUGCCACCACCCGGCGAGGGGGCACCUUGGAGAGAUGUCCCCGAUGGCCCAGGCUCCUUGCGGCGUCCUCCGCGGGAGCCCUGCAGCCCCUGCCUGGCCCCUCCCAGCCUGCCGGAGCCACCUGCCCCCCUGCACACCAGCAGCCCCGUGCAGAGCCAGGACAGCACCACGUACGGCACCCCGGAGAGCCCGGUGCCCCCCAGCCCUGCGGAUAUGGCCCCAUCCAGCGCCACCAGGACCCUGGAAAGGCCUCCAGCUUCUUCAGCAGGGGCAUCUGCCUCGGGCUCUCCCCCACCCACCAGCCCUGCCCCACGGAGCCCCUUUGCCAGCUACCGAGCCGCGGCCACGCUCCGGGCCACGCCGGCCCACAACGGGCCCCCCCAGGCUGAGCCCCGGCCAGGCACCCUGCCCCGCUGUAGCAGCGGGAGCCCCCUCAGCACCCAGCCACCAGCCUCCCCAGAUGCCCAGGGGUCGCCCACACCGGCCUUCCCACUGGCCACGGCAUACUACACGGGGCGGGAAAGCAGCCUCCAGCCGCAGCCGCAGCCACCCCUGCCUGAGAAGCGCCACGCGGUGCCCGCAGGGCUGUGGGAGAGGAGCCCCCUGCCCAGCCGCAGCCCCGGGGCCCCUGCCCACGUCAGCUUUGCCCCCGACGCCACCACACCAGACCCGCAGGCAGAGGGGCCCGGCCACAUCCAGUUCGUGCAGGAUACAUCCAAGUUCUGGUACAAGCCCAGCCUGUCCCGGGACCAAGCUAUCGCCCUGCUCAAGGACAAGGAGCCAGGCGCCUUCCUCAUCCGCGACAGCAACUCCUUCCAGGGCGCCUACGGGCUGGCACUCAAGGUGGCAACGCCCCCGCCCAACUGCGCCCCCCACUCCUCCAAGGGGGACCCCAUGGAGCAGCUGGUGCGGCACUUCCUAAUCGAGACGGGAUCCAAGGGUGUGAAAAUAAAGGGCUGCCAGGAUGAGCCCCACUUUGGCAGCCUGCCAGCCCUGGUGUCACAGCAUGCCAUCACCCCCAUCUCACUGCCCUGCCGCCUGCGCAUCCCCAGCAAAGACCCCACGGAGGAGAGCCCGGAGGUGGCCGUCCCUGCCAACAUGAGCACGGCCGCCGACCUGCUGCGACAGGGGGCAGCCUGCAGCGUGCUCUACCUCAGCUCGGUGGAGACUGAGUCGCUGACUGGGCCACAGGCCGUGGCCAAGGCGGCCAGCAGCACCCUGGCCUGCAACCCGCGCCCACCCGCCGCUCCCGUGCACUUCAAGGUCUCGGCCCAGGGCAUCACCCUCACUGACAGCCAGCGCAAGCUCUUCUUCCGGCGCCACUACCCUGUCAGCAGCGUCACCUACUGCAGCACCGACCCGCAGGACAGGAGAUGGACAAACCCAGACGGCACCACCUCCAAGCUGUUUGGCUUCGUGGCCAAGAAGCAGGGCAGCCCCUGUGAGAACGUGUGCCACGUCUUCGCCGAGCUGGACCCUGAGCAGCCAGCCGCCGCCAUUGUCAACUUCAUCACCAAGGUCCUGCUGGGCCUGCACCGGAAGUGAGGGCCCCCCGCCCGGGGCAACCCGGACACCUGGGUCCUCUUUCUGGAGCACCUCCAGGCCCCUGGACAGCAGGCUCCCCCUGCCCCCCUUGCUGGAGGGAGCGGAGUGGGGCAGGGGAUAGAGAGCCAAGCCUGACCCAGGGCACUAGCCCCACCUGCCCCUGCUCAGGGCUCCGGAUGCUGCCACAUCCCUCAAGGGACCGCAAAGCCAAAGGCCCCCGUCUGCAGGGACCCCCGGACAAAGUUGAUGGAGUGGUGGAGGGGAGGCCGCAUGGGGCAGUGGAGCUGGGAAAGGGGCCAUCUCAGCCCCUGGCUGGGAGGGGGCCAGGGGCUGGCGGGGGGGCAACAUGCGGAGACCGCUGCCCGGGCACCUGGGUUCUGUUCUCAGCUCAGUCCAGUCCAGGCCACAGCACGGGAGAGCUGGGGCGAGGGGUUGGCCACUAGGCACUAGGACUCCUGGGUUUUGUGCCCACCUCUCCCCCGCCUGACAGGCCAUUAGCAAGCGCAGAGGGUCACCAGACAAUCCAGCCCCCAGCAGACGGGGCCCACCUGCACACCAUGCCCCACGCCUGGCCCUGGUUGGGCCCGUGUGGGGGGAGAGAAGAGACAAAAAGCCGUGUCCCCAGACUUCCUUGCCCUCCAGGACUAGGUGUACUUGGGAUGUGUCCAGGAGGGGAGGGUGGGAAAGGUGGGAACAGAGCAGAGGGUCCUGGUGGGCCUGGCUCCUGGUGUGGGGCCAACACAGAGAACUCUAUUUUUGUCUAAUAAAGAAUUUAUAUGAGCUUUA
Alligator sinensis (Chinese alligator) is the source of this 5789-nucleotide messenger RNA. RefSeq names its product tensin 2 (gene TNS2). Gene Ontology annotation, biological process: peptidyl-tyrosine dephosphorylation. The record is from RefSeq and is a predicted model, not a curated record. The transcript is spliced from 31 exons. Gene Ontology annotation, molecular function: protein tyrosine phosphatase activity; protein binding. NCBI's taxonomy places the organism in Eukaryota, Metazoa, Chordata, Crocodylia, Alligatoridae. Bases 1161 to 5003 code for a protein of 1280 amino acids.